This is a messenger RNA of Acanthosepion pharaonis, 3483 nucleotides long. The record is from the annotation of a GenBank genome assembly. Lineage: Eukaryota; Metazoa; Mollusca; Cephalopoda; Sepiida; Sepiidae.
AUGGUGGUCAAAAUAGAAAAGCCUGGCAUCAGUUAUAUAUUCGCUGUUGUCGAUUCGCGGGAGAUGGUCAUCCAGUUGGGUGUUAGGGUGGCAUCCUUAUCGAACAACGCCCAUAACGUAUCUCUUUAUUACACGCCGCUCGGCGUUGGCGCACCUUAUACUAUAAGAUCUAACGUCUUAGCCAGCUUUAGACUGUAUAAUCUGCUCGGACACUGGGCACAGAUUAAUUUCCGAGUUAAGGAUGACACUGUUCAUGUAUAUGUUAAUGGAACCAGGUUGGGUGAGCACAUUGUCCAGAGGUCACCGUUGUCUAUUGAGGAUGGUUCGACAAUUUACAUUGGCCAAGCAGGCAGAUUGCUGAGAGGAACCUUUGUGGGGGCUCUACAGGAACUGAAAUUGCAUUCUAAUCCGGAUGAAGCAGAGUACAACGAUGACGCAUAUGUGGAUGAUGGAAGCGGUUCUGGAAGCGGCACGGACGACACUGACGAUCUUAUCAACAAAGUUUCAAGACCACCUUAUCCAAGGUACUUCAAAGGAGACAAAGGAGAAAAAGGAGAAAGAGGACCACCAGGUUUGCCACCAAUGAUAUCCCCGCCGCCUCCACCACCACCAUCUGCUAGAAAAGGUGAACCAGGAAUACCCGGAGCCAUUGGACUUCCUGGAGUGGUCGGACAAAAGGGUCAAAAGGGAGAGGCUGGUGGUUAUAGUGGUCAUGGAGCCGUUGGACCCAAGGGAGAAAAAGGAGACAUCGGACCAAAGGGUAACCCCGGUACUGGUUUGAUGGGACCCCCAGGACAGCCUGGUAAACCAGGUAUCGGACUCAAGGGAGAACCUGGGGUUGGUAUUCCGGGUGAAAGAGGCUCACCUGGAAUUAUAGGUCCACGUGGUCUUCCUGGUCCACCGGGACCCCCUGGAAGGGGCGGCUAUCAUAGCACCCUUAUCGAUUCAGACUCAUCGGGUGACUUUGAAUACAGCGGUGUCAGAGGUGUACAAGGACCUCCAGGACCCGCAGGUCGACCUGGCUAUCCUGGAGAACCCGGGCGGGCUGGUGUCGAUGGUAAAGAUGGUGUCAAUGGAUGGCCUGGUGAACCUGGACCAGAAGGACCGAAAGGAGAGAGCGGACGAGCAGGCUAUCCUGGUGAACCAGGAAUUAUGGGACAAAAAGGAGAACCCGGACGUGACGGUGCUAAUGGUAUACCCGGAGCGCACGGACCCCCUGGACCACCCGGACCUCCUGGAUUAUCCAGUUCUGUUGUUAGCGGCGAUGAUCUUUUUGAAGAUUUGAGUAUUGAUGCCUCUGGAGAAAGGAGUUACACACGCAGAGGUGUUGUAGGUGAACCUGGACUGCCGGGACAUAAGGGUGAAAAAGGUGAUCGAGGUGAGAAUGGUUAUCCAGGAGAAACUGGAGUCCAAGGAGAAAAGGGUGAAAUAGGUUAUAACGGAAUCGAUGGAAGGAAAGGAGAAAAGGGUGAACCAGGUGUAGGGUUGAGAGGUCCACCAGGAAUGCCAGGACCUCCGGGCAAAUCUGAAGAUACCGAAUUCAAGGAUAUGACAUCGAAAAUAAUGGGUAUGAAAGGUGACAAAGGAGACAGUGGCCGUAAUGGAUUAGACGGAAUACCUGGUCUGCCAGGUCAAGAUGGUGAACCUGGUCGGCCAGGACCUCCAGGAAAACCGGGAAUGAUGAUGGAAGAUACACGUGAAGGAUGCAGAGAAUGCGUGGGAGAGAAGGGUGAUAUUGGACCAGUAGGUCCUAAAGGCGACGUGGGUCGACCAGGUCCUCGUGGAGUCAGAGGAUCAAAAGGAGAUAUUGGUAUGCCUGGUUUCCCCGGUAGACCUGGUGUUCAAGGUCGUAAAGGGCAACCUGGAUAUGGACUCAAAGGACGUAAGGGAGAACAGGGAUUACCUGGACCUCCAGGUGUGUCCAUUUAUGCCGGCUCUAAUGGACAUGGAGGAUCCAUGAAAGGAGAAAAAGGGGAUCGCGGAUAUACUGGACGCGAGGGACCACCCGGACCUCCUGGCCCUCCAGGAUUUCCAUCUGGCUUACCAAAUCCAGGUUCAGGUGACCUUGAUAUGACAUUCAAAUUUUUCAAAGGUGAUAAAGGUGAUAGAGGUCGUGAUGGAAUACCGGGUAGGAUAAAUGAUAUCGAUUUGUCCAGAUUACGUGGACCCCAGGGACCUCAAGGACGUCCUGGGCCACCUGGACCCCCUGGUCUAUCCGGAAAUGGGCUUACUGCUGAUGGAUUACGAGCACCGAAGGGAGAAAGAGGACCGAAAGGGCCAAAAGGAGAACCCGGCAUUGGCAUUCGGGGCCCAGCAGGUGUCCCUGGCCACCCUGGAUUGUCUAUUCCUGGAAGACCUGGCCCUCCGGGACCUCCUGGACCAGCAGGAUCUGGUAGCAGUUCAACUUAUAACGACAGAGCAUCAUCAGGUUCAAAUGGAGUUGUGACGUUUCGCAAUGAAGAGGAGCUCCAGUCUGUGGCUUUAUCGGUUCCUGUUGGUACUUUAGCCUUCGUCAUGGAUACAGAAAUGCUACUGAUACGUUUAAAAGAAUCAUGGGCUCAAAUCGAAUACGGAAACAGAAUUCCACUACCGACGCCCAAGCCAGAGGCGCUUAAACUUGAAAGGCACACGCGGAUGACUCAGAAACCUCCAAUACCAAUCCAGCCAGCUCGCCACCCAGGCAGCUUCAGUCUUUUGCGAUCUCACGAAAAGGGAAGUCGGCUACACCUAAUAGCCUUGAAUGAACCGAUGAGGGGAGAUAUGAAUGGUAUCAGCGGAGCUGAUGGCGCUUGUUACAGACAAGCUAAAUACUCUCAAUACAAGGGCACAUACCGUGCUUUCCUUUCUUCUAAAGUUCAAGAUAUGCGCACUCUCAUCUUCUUUAAAAAGGAUCGAAGCAUUCCGAUCGUCAACUUAAUGGGUGAAGUGUUGGCAAGUUCCUGGAACGAUCUGUUUGAUAGAUUUGGUGGAUUCUUCAAUAGCAGUGUCCCGAUUUAUUCAUUUGAUGGUUCCAAUGUCUUAAAUAGUAUAAGAUGGCCGCAGAAAAUCUUGUGGCACGGAACUGAUCCCGACGGCAAGAGAGUGAAAGAAAAUAUUUGCGACGGUUGGAUCUCUGAUUCCCAGACUAAAACCGGCUUGGGAAGUUCGUUGGUUGACAACAAGCUGUUAGGCAGUGAGGAAUAUACGUGCAAUAACGCAUUCGUAGUUUUGUGCAUAAGUAUCUCCAGUGGCGACAUUCACAACGGAGUUGCGAGGGAAGAAAAUCCAUCGGAGCUUAUGUUUAUGCCAAAAGACCAAACCUUAUCCAAAAUGAUAAAUUCUAACGAUUUUUUUUUUCUCUCUUUCCGUAUUUCUCUGCCUUUAAUCCUCAAGCAUUUUUUUUUUUUAAAUCAUUUUGCCAUAUUUCCCACAAAAUUUAAGCCCAGCCUUCAACAAGAAAUGAUAUCUACUCCAUCGCUAUGUCCAGUUCUUUUACUCGUAUAA